AUGGUAAAUUCAACUUUAUCUUACUUCAUUCUUAGUACUUAUAUCCAUGUAGGAACUUUGAGAUACUUGUAUUUUGUGUUAAUUGCAAUGAUAUACAUUUGUAUAGUUACUGUCAACACAUCUCUGAUAGUGAUUAUCUGUAUGAACAGAAGUUUACAUGAACCUAUGUACCUGUUUCUGUGCAGCCUGUUUGUAAAUGAACUGUAUGGUAGUACAGGGUUGUUUCCAUUCCUUCUGCUUCAGAUCCUCUCUGACAUUCACACUGUUUCUGUUCCCUUUUGUUUCCUGCAGAUUUUCUGUUUGUAUACAUAUGCACAUGUAGAGUUUUGUAACUUAGCCGUCAUGUCUUAUGACAGAUACCUUGCUAUCUGUUAUCCUCUACAAUAUAACACACGUAUGACAUUUAACAAAGCAGUUAUCUUUCUUUUUGCGAUAUGGUUGUACUCUUUUGUGAAAUUCUUAAUUACUUUAUCCUUAAACAUCCGUUUGCCACUUUGUGGAAACAUCAUAAACAGUUUGUAUUGUCAUAACUACCUUGUUGUGAAGUUGGCUUGUUCAGACACUGUAGUGAAUAAUAUCUAUGGAUUGUUUGGUGUUGUUCUCACUAUCGUAGUCCCUCUGCUUCCAAUCCUUUUCUCUUACAUGAAGAUUCUUAAAGUUUGUUUUUCUGGUUCUAAACAGACCAGACAAAAAGCUGUCAGUACCUGCACACCUCACCUUGCUUCUCUGCUCAACUUUUCUUUUGGUUGUUUAUUUGAAAUCCUGCAGAGUAGAUUUAAUAUGACAGGUCUACCCAGUGUGCUACGAAUCAUUCUGUCUCUGUAUUUUCUCAUCAUACAGCCACUUCUGAAUCCUAUCAUGUAUGGAUUACAAAUGUCCAAAAUACGAAAUACAUGUAAACAUCUCCUCUGCCAUUAA
Lates calcarifer (barramundi perch) is the source of this 918-nucleotide messenger RNA. RefSeq names its product olfactory receptor 2A14-like. Gene Ontology annotation, cellular component: membrane. Bases 1 to 918 code for a protein of 305 amino acids. Gene Ontology annotation, molecular function: olfactory receptor activity; G protein-coupled receptor activity. The record is from RefSeq and is a predicted model, not a curated record. The transcript has a single exon. Gene Ontology annotation, biological process: G protein-coupled receptor signaling pathway. Lineage: Eukaryota; Metazoa; Chordata; Actinopteri; Centropomidae.